Arthroderma uncinatum is the source of this 711-nucleotide messenger RNA. RefSeq names its product extracellular serine-threonine rich protein. The record is from RefSeq and is a predicted model, not a curated record. The transcript has a single exon. The coding region runs from base 1 to 711 and encodes 236 amino acids. NCBI's taxonomy places the organism in Eukaryota, Fungi, Ascomycota, Eurotiomycetes, Onygenales, Arthrodermataceae.
AUGAAGUUCACUCUCAUCGUCGCUGCCUUCGCGGCCGUCGUCUCGGCCGUCACGCCUCCAGACGUGUCCAAGCCAGCCGCCGGCAACAUCAUCUACACGCCCGGCCUCAACCAGCAGGUCGAAGCCGGCAAGCCCUUCACCAUCACCUGGAAGCCAACCACCAAGGGCAAGAUCUCCAUCCUGCUCCUGCGCGGCCCAUCCAUCAACGUCAAGCCAAUUGCUACUCUCGCCGACUCCAUCGAGAACACCGGCACCUUCAACUGGAUUCCCUCCACCUCGCUCGAGAACGACGUCACCCACUACGGUAUCCAGAUCAUCGUCGAGGGCACCGGCCAGUACCAGUACAGCACCCAGUUCGGCGUCAAGAACGACACUCCCCUCCAGCCUAAGCCAUCUGCUCCCGCUACUCCCACCUGGACCGGCCGCCAGCCAACCGCGCCAGUCACCCACAUCGCUGUCCCAGUCGGCACCGGCACCACCGUCCCAACCGGCGUCGUCACCCUGACCACCUCCGUCUGCCCACCAUCCAGCACUCAGACUCAGGCUCCAGGCGUCCCUCACCCAACCGGCACCGGCGUCCCAACCGGCGUCCCUCCACCACCACCACCAGGUGCCACCACCACCACUCCUCCCUUCAACAACGGCGCCGGCCGCGUCUCUGGCGGCGUCGGUGCUGCCCUCCUCGCCAUCGCCGCUGCUUUCGCCUUGUAA